AUGAAAAUGUCAAUCUCAGAGGUACCAUUUAUUCGGCCAAUUGACCAUUUUGCCGCCGACUUCUACGGCGGAUGGAUCGAACGGAUCGGGACCUCGGCUUUCGUGAUCGGGUGCAACGUCUUUUCGACUAGCUUCCGCGACAAAACGACGUCACCGAAUUCCGACGGAUCCACUCCAAAAGUCCCCAACACCAAGAGCGGCUGUCGUCGAUUCGAGGCCCAAUUCGUCGGCUUCAGUCAAGCGUGA
Molecule: messenger RNA, 246 nt
Organism: Protopolystoma xenopodis
Lineage: Eukaryota; Metazoa; Platyhelminthes; Monogenea; Polystomatidea; Polystomatidae
Source: the annotation of a GenBank genome assembly